Messenger RNA from Trichomonas vaginalis G3, 1155 nucleotides. RefSeq lists its product as uncharacterized. The record is from RefSeq and is a predicted model, not a curated record. Bases 1 to 1155 code for a protein of 384 amino acids. NCBI's taxonomy places the organism in Eukaryota, Parabasalia, Trichomonadida, Trichomonadidae. The transcript has a single exon.
AUGUUCUAUAAUAAUGAAAGAAAGAUCAAAAUGCGCAUUAGAGAAAAAGAAAGGCAAAUUGAACAACUCAAUGAGAUUAAAGCACAAAAUUGUGUUUUAUUUGAAGAAUCGAUUAAGCAGUUUAAAGAUUAUCAGCAACGAAUUCAAAAUUUGAAUAACGAGAUAAAAUCCAAAGAUAUAUCAUCUGUUGAUGAAAAUUACUUGGAUAUAGAAUUAGAAAACAAGAUAAAAGAUAUUAUUGGAAAAGUUGAUGAAAAAUUUAAGCAAAGCAAGAAUCCAGCUGAAGAAAAAGAUCAAAUUGUAAAUCAAUUGAAGAAAGAUCCUAAAAAUGAAUCCAUUGUUGCAGUAUUCGAAGCAGUUGAUGAAUCAUCAACUCAACUUAUUGAAAAUAUAAAUGAACUCCAAGAAAAACUCUUUAGAUCUCAUAGUAUUGACUAUGAUGCCCGAUUUGAAAUUCUUCAAAGUAAAGAUCGUGAAGUUAAAAACUCAGAUUUAACAAAUGAAGAAAUCAAGGUUGAACCAUCUCAAUUUCAAUCAGAAGGAAAUGCAUUAAAAUCAAUAAUUGAGCAUAAAGAUCAAGAAAUUCAAGAACUUAUGAAAACAAAUGCACAACUAGUUAAAACUAUCGAGAUACUUAAGAAGCAAAUUUCUGGAAAAAUCGAGCCAACAUCGAAUGAAAGAAUUUUAGAUCUCGAACAAAGACUAACAAAUGAAAUUAAAGAAAAUGAAUUGCUCAAAGCUGAAAACAAUCAAUUAUCUGAGGCUAAUAAAAAAUACAAAGCAGAAUUGCGGAAGAUGUCAAUAGAGCAAAGUCAAUUGAAUGCUGCAAAUAAUAAUGAAAUUAUGGAAUUCACAGAACAAAUUUUCGAUCUCAAGCAAAGAUUAGAAAGAAAACAGCAAAAGAAGAAAAUUCUUAAAUUUAAAAUCAAUCAAUUGUCUGAAGAUAUUAAAAAUUCCAAGGCAGAAUUGAUAAAAGUUUCAAAUGAAAAUCGUGAAUUGAUAAAAAUUAUUUCUGCAAGCAAUAAUGAAUUUAAGAAAUCCAAUGAAGAUAAACUCAACUUAUCAUUAAAUAGUAUCACAACCAGUACUUUGGAACAACUUUCAAAUCAAAAGAUGAGCUUAGGUGGGAAAAUUAAAUUAUUUUUAUUUACAUAA